AUGGAUACAGGUCCUGUGGACGUCACAGGUAGUUCGUUUGACCCAGGAUGCCCAUACCAUCCGGAAAGCCUGUUCCAUCCUUUGGAGCGAGGCUAUCAUCCUAUCUUCCGUUUUAUCGAACAUUUCAGCGAUGGCUCGGACUAUGUGGCGGAUUCUUUCGGAGAGCACACCUACAUCACCAAGUCCGAGGACCAGUCUUGCUCAGUCCGCAAGACCGUCUCCACAAUCGAUGUCGAGCUCUCAUCCAUUGUCCUUCAAUCGCGGAUUUCCGAUAUCUUAGGACUAGCUGGUCAAGAUCCACCUAGCAAUAUUUUUGACGGUUUCCAGCUUCUGGAGAAUUCCGGCUUCUUGGAGGUUGAUCUUCGGCAAUUGCGAGCCGAGACGCAAGGUCACAAUCCUAUGGGAGUUGUGGCGGACCCAGUAUAUGUGCAGGGAACGAUCCUUGAGGCCGAACUGGCUCUUCUUGUGGAGGGCCUCAUUGGGGAUCACCAAAUAUUCGAAAGCUUCGGUUACGAAAAUCUUCAUGAAAGGGGUUACUUGACUUAUGAACGUUGGAUGGCCUGGAACAACUCCAAGAUAAUCGAGGCCCAAGAUCAUCUUGACAGGAUUUUUCACGCCACUGGUCAUUCUGAGGGUGUCAAUGAUUUCGAUACCGCCGUUAAUGAUAAUCUCGCAGAGGAGCCACUUGCACAUCCGUCUAUGUUAUCCGGGCCUUCUUGGAAGCCUCAUUUCGUGGGACCCGAAGAUCAAGAUUCUCGGUCUCGCAGCUUAGCAGCUAGCAGUGGUCUGGUAGCGGAGACCCAACGGCUGUUGGACAAAGGAAUCAAUCCGGGCGAAUUACAUUUUCAUACCCCAAACUAUGGGAUUCUUACAAAUUCAUACCCCAUCUUACAUUUUCAUACCCCAAUGGGGUAUGAAUUUCUUACGGAGCCAAUGUCGACGGAGCAAGCCAAGAAGGGCUCUUACACAGGGCUGGCAACGGUGGAAAUAACCCCAAACUACACCAUCAACUACGAGAAACUAACGGUUCCACUGGUAGUGGACCAGUUAGUUGGUCCACCAUUGCCAGCCCUGCUCUUACACGAGAGUAACUCGCCAUUGAUCGCCGCAAUCUACAAAGGCGAGAGCGAGAUCAUUACUCAACUGUUGGAUCAUGGGGCGAAUCCUACGAUCCUCUCACACAUCAAGCAAGAAGACCAAUGGCUGGUCGCUCGAUCGCUCAUAGACCAUGGAGCCGACGGCACAUUACUUCUUCUAUCAUUACAAGGUCAAAAGCUUGCAGACCCUCGACUUCUCUAUGUACUCCAGGACGGCGGUGCGAAUAUCUACUUAACUCGGCCAACUCCAACUCAAGAUCACGAUUUAAGCCUCCGCCUCUCAGAUUACGGUGUCGCGUACAUGCAUAAAAUAUGUGUCCGUACCAGACAGAUGAUCAGCGCGAUUGAAAGAAGUGAUCUGGCAUGUGUUGAGGCAGAGAUCAGCUGCGAUGCAGAUCCAACUUUUGGCGUUGAUGCCGCGAUAUCGAAGCUUGAACCCAAGGCUUUGCGAUUACUGCUUCACAAAGGAGCUGAUCUCAGAUACCUGGAGUUCGGGAAAAGGCAGGCGUCUCUCCUGGAAGCGAUUACAGCCGAUGCUUGUCUGACAAUGGUGGCUGAGGAGGGAUUUACUUCCGCUGUGGGAUCUAUCUUGCGCUUGAGAAGCUCUGCCAACACUAUCGAAGGACGCGAUGGCAAGAUUUCUCUAACAAACCUUAUUCGACAGAGAAGGACGCCAAUUUUGAAGAUGCUGCUCAACAAGGGGUUUUUUUCUCGAGACUUUGUCGCUGACAGUAGCGAGUGGUCCCUCCCAGUAGCGGCCAGGAGCUCAAUGGAUCUAUACACACUGCUUCUAGACUUUGGCGCUCGUUUCUACACGGCGCUAUUCGGUGCCGUUACCGCUACCAAUCUGACCGAUCUGAAAUCAUUGGAAAUUGCGGAAAGGCCCGUGAAGUAUCGCGUAUAUCCUGAAAUCCAUACUGAACGUGGUGACCUUUUCACCACGGCCGAAGAGAACAUGUACUCAGUGUUCACGAAAGCAACAAGCCCCUGCAACCCUGGUGUCCUCGUACCUGCCAAUCACUGGUUUUGUCGCUACCUGAGCUUAGUUGCCAAAGAUACUCCACUUGAAACAUAUGUUUCAGAGGGCGGCAGUCUCACAGCAUUACCGUCGCACUGGAAUUUGUCAUCACUUGAACCACAUUAUCAACCUAUUUCACCUGUAAUCAAGGGCGCUUCCGUGCCUAUCCAGACAAAACCCAAGAUGACAGAUUUCAAUCUGCCCGAGCCGGACGAAAAAUCACUCAAUGAAAUAAGACUUCUCUGUCUACACCGAGAGUUUCAGAAGGAGCAUGCCCAUAUUCUCGCGUGUGCCCAAUCAUCAGUCGCCGGGAAUCCUAGAGCAUGGGGUCAGUAUGGAUUCAUGCGCAACUACUCGUUUGCGUGGAGAAGCGGUAUGGCCACCGUGCAUGUACUUCGUAGACGCGAAACCACUUCAAAUCUUAACAGCGCGAUAUGGUUUUUGGCUAUUGCAAAAGCUAGACUCGUCACGGAUAAAAGUAGUCCUACGGGUUGGCAAGUGCAAUUUAUGUCAGAUCUAAACCGCUAUCGGGGACUUUUCAGUCAAUCGGAUGGGAGUCUAGAUGCUUUUCGUUCGGCGGCGCAGGAUAUUUGGGGAGCCAGCCUGACAUACCCUCCACAUCAUGACGGUGUUGAUCAGACAACUCUAAUGUACUUCCAGUCACUGGCCGGUAGCCUACUUGACGGCUCGGAAUCACCUUUGAGACAUCGAGGAAAUAGCGACCACGGACUUCUAACAAGCCAAAGGAGAUGGCGGAUGCAUCAGCCUUCAAAGCUAGGGAAGAAAGAUGGAUACCCCAACCCCUUUCACAAACGGUUGCCUGAGAGUCUUGUCGAACGAGGAGAUCCUGCGGACUACUACGCUUCAGGCUCAACAGAUUUCCAUGAAGGCGGCACUGGGCAGGAGUAUGCAUCUGACAGUCCAUUCAGAGAUACAAGAAAUGGUCGACCAUAUGUCUCAGCUCAUUACACCGUAGCGUUAACGAUGACGGCGGGUUUCAACUUCGGCGUUGUUCUCGCUUUGUUGCUGGCUCUGGGACAAAGCUUGGUCCAAUCAACGUUGAAUCUCAAUUCAUCAGCGCUCAGCGAAGAGGGCCUCAGAGACACAGUUACCCAUCUCUGCAGUAGCACCGAGUUCCAUCUUAGCCAUAGCACUCAUGGAUCAUUGGACUUGGUCAAAACCGACAUCAACUGUGCCAUAUCAUGCGGUAUUCUCAACAGAUUUUCCGAUCUUCCCAAGUACGUAGAAGAGGCAGAUUUUGUGCAGACGACUUCGAUAAACCCAUUUGAGGCCAUCACCAUCAAGCAAAGCCUUGUACGUGCCUGCAACAUCUGGGAUGCAUCAUAUGCUCUUCAAGAAAGGUAUCACGUCCUUCGAGCGUUCGUGGGAUUACGAGGCUACAAGCGGAUUGUCCCACACACAACACGCCCAACCACUUCGGCUGAAGAGCCCCAAAGCGCCUCUCUCGGGUUUGGUGUUCCAAUCGACCACGGUGAUGGCAUCAUCGAGUCCUCGCGCCUGUGUCAGUCGCUGCAAACCAGCCUUCCAGUUUCACCAUCGAUUAUUUCAAGUGAUGUGGAAAUGCAAACACAAUCGCCUCCCGGGUAUGGCAGACUCCAAGCCUUGAAAGAAGCACUCCGCUAA
This is a messenger RNA of Letharia lupina, 3759 nucleotides long. RefSeq lists its product as uncharacterized. The record is from RefSeq and is a predicted model, not a curated record. The coding region runs from base 1 to 3759 and encodes 1252 amino acids. The transcript has 7 exons. Gene Ontology annotation, molecular function: protein binding. Lineage: Eukaryota; Fungi; Ascomycota; Lecanoromycetes; Lecanorales; Parmeliaceae.